Morus notabilis is the source of this 1887-nucleotide messenger RNA. RefSeq names its product galactokinase. The record is from RefSeq and is a predicted model, not a curated record. Gene Ontology annotation, biological process: galactose metabolic process; carbohydrate phosphorylation. Bases 205 to 1704 code for a protein of 499 amino acids. Lineage: Eukaryota; Viridiplantae; Streptophyta; Magnoliopsida; Rosales; Moraceae. Gene Ontology annotation, molecular function: ATP binding; galactokinase activity. The transcript is spliced from 13 exons. Gene Ontology annotation, cellular component: cytoplasm; cytosol.
CAAGAGAAUAAUGAUAUUGAUUGAUACAUAAUUAGAAAGCUCAUUUCUCACCUUCAAUAAACAAUUACAUAAAUAGAUAAAUAAACAAUUGGAAGCUAUUUAUAUCAUUUUGGUCAUAACCGCCCCAAAAAAAGCUUCUCAGAAAUCAGAAUUCGGUGUUGCAGAGGAUUUGCAGAGGACAGAAGAGAGAAUCUCCGAUCAAAAAUGGCGAAACACGAAGAGCUUCCGAUUCCAGAGUACUCAACAUUGGAGCCUGUAUAUGACGAGGGAUCUCAGCUCGAGGAAGCUCAGCUCCGCUUCGACAAUUUGAAGUCCAAGUUUAUCGACUUCUUCGGUCGUCCUCCUCACGUCUUCGCUCGCUCUCCAGGGAGGGUGAAUUUGAUCGGAGAGCACAUAGACUACGAAGGUUACUCGGUGUUGCCUAUGGCGAUAAGGCAGGAUACGAUUGUCGCGAUUCGGAAGCGUGACGGUGAAGACACCGAGAAGGUUCUGAGAAUUGCCAAUGUCAAUGAUAAGUACCAAAUUUGUACCUAUCCUGCUGAUCCUGAACAGGAAAUCGACUUGAAAAAUCACAGAUGGGGUCACUAUUUUAUUUGCGGGUACAAAGGAUACUAUGAAUAUGCUAAAUCAAAAGGAGUAAAUGUUGACGCACCAGUCGGCCUUGAUAUUCUUGUUGACGGAACAGUUCCUACUGGCUCUGGAUUAUCAAGCUCUGCAGCAUUUGUUUGCUCCUCCACAAUUGCUAUCAUGGCUGCUUUUGAUACGAGCUUUCCAAAGAAAGAAAUUGCCCAACUUACAUGUGAAUGUGAACGACACAUUGGAACACAGUCUGGUGGAAUGGAUCAGGCAAUUUCUGUCAUGGCCAAAACUGGAUUUGCAGAACUGAUUGAUUUCAAUCCUAUCCGUGCUACUGAUGUGCAAUUGCCAGCUGGUGCAAGUUUUGUCAUUGCCCAUUCUUUGGCAGAAUCGCAGAAAGCAGUCACUGCUGCCACAAAUUACAACAACAGAGUUGUUGAAUGUCGACUGGCUGCAAUUGUGCUUGGUAUUAAGCUGGGGAUGAAACCACAAGAGGCAAUAUCAAAAGUAAAAACUCUCUCUGAUGUUGAAGGCUUGUGUGUAACAUUUGCUGAUAGUCGUGACUCUUCAGAUCCUGUCCUGGCUGUCAAGGAACUUCUGAAAGAGGAACCUUACACCGCUGAAGAGAUAGAGACAAUUACCGAGGAAAGUCUACCAUCAGUCCUUGGGAAUUCUCCAUCUUCUUUGGAUGUCCUAAAGGCUGCAAAACACUUCAAGUUACAUCAGAGAGCUGCCCAUGUGUACUCUGAAGCCAAGCGGGUGCAUGCUUUUAAGGAUACUGUAUGUUCAGAUUUAAGUGAGGAGGACAUGCUGAAGAAGCUUGGCGAUCUUAUGAAUGAGAGCCACUAUAGUUGUAGUGUUCUGUAUGAAUGCAGCUGUCCGGAGUUGGAAGAGCUUGUAAAUAUUUGCCGCGAAAACGGAGCUCUCGGGGCAAGACUUACCGGAGCUGGAUGGGGAGGCUGUGCAGUUGCUUUGGUGAGAGAGAGUAUUGUCCCACAAUUCAUUCUCAACUUAAAGGAACACUUUUACCAGUCAAGGAUCGAAAAAGGAAUCAUCAACAAGAAUGACCUUGGUCUCUAUGUUUUUGCUUCCAAGCCCUCAAGUGGUGCUGCUAUUUUCAAGUUCUAAUACGUCUUACAAAAAUAAAAUUUGAUUCUUAAUUUCUAAUUAUACAUAAUUUAUUAUAAAAUAAGAUCAUAUUUUGUCAGAAUCUUGUCUUUUGUCAAGAGGAUAAAGAUUUUACAAAAUUGUCCAAAACUACGUUGGCUAAUGCCUUUCCCGAAAACAUGUAUAAAAUCUAUGGAUUGUUUC